AUGCUUACCGAAACUGCACGGGAUAUGUAUCUCAAGGCCACGGCGAAUAGAGCCCGGACAAUUAAAAGAGAGAUUGAUCGCAUCAUCAAUCUUGCAUCUCUUGAAGAGUUUGCCACUAUUGCCGCUCAGGUACCGAUACCCGAUGAUCCCGAUUGGGAUCUUUUUGAACCCCCCCAGGAAAGCUCCGAUAUUGGGCUGUCGACAUGGAGCGACUCCGAAGAUGUGACCACCAACCUGAACGCCACUGGAUCAAGAGUUGUAAAUCCGUUUUCUACGAGCAACGGCAUACUCGACGAAAAGAACCUGCAAGACUCGCGAUCGGACAACAGCAGUCUCGCGAGGCUUGUUGACGCGUUCAGAAUCCGCGUGAAACGCGGCAGCAAUGACAGCACAGCCAGGAAAGCUGGUGACAUACAGAUAACUGCCAGAGAUGCCAUAAAUAAUAAGAAACAGUCGAUAAACGGCCUAAUUCAAGCUAUAAAUCCAUCUGAAAGCCUGACGGAGAUGGUCAUGCAGACUAUUUCCCUCACACCUCGAUCACACGAUCGUUCGGUUUAUCGGCGAAAGCCACAUCUCAUAGUAGAGAAUGUCAACAAGUUUUCCUCCAAUAUCCCGCCCAAAGAUCAAACCCACAAAAUCGUCGUCUACGAUCAGUUUUCAGCCAAACACCCUUCAGACUUACUCAAGACCAACCUCAAGGAAUAUUUUAUUCAGCUGAGUAACGAAGCCGUUCGCGUGCAGUCCUUGUCCAGGUUCCUGAAGUCCCAGGAGAGCGCUUCUAUGCAGACCAGAAGAGGACGCCGUCAAAGGAUUCAGAAUAAUAUCGCUCAUCCCUUGAGACAGAGUGACACAAUGGAGGAGUACAAAGCAAAGCAAGAGGCAAUAUUGGAUAAGACAAGUUAUAUGAGAAUGGUCAGGUGGUAA
Colletotrichum graminicola M1.001 is the source of this 924-nucleotide messenger RNA. RefSeq lists its product as uncharacterized. The record is from RefSeq and is a predicted model, not a curated record. Bases 1 to 924 code for a protein of 307 amino acids. The transcript has a single exon. Lineage: Eukaryota; Fungi; Ascomycota; Sordariomycetes; Glomerellales; Glomerellaceae.